This is a messenger RNA of Aedes albopictus (Asian tiger mosquito), 702 nucleotides long. RefSeq lists its product as uncharacterized. The transcript has a single exon. The coding region runs from base 1 to 702 and encodes 233 amino acids. The record is from RefSeq and is a predicted model, not a curated record. NCBI's taxonomy places the organism in Eukaryota, Metazoa, Arthropoda, Insecta, Diptera, Culicidae.
AUGAGCCCCAGUACUCCCGAAGAAGCAGAAGCGAUGAAAGCUGUUCCGUUCAAGGAGGCAGUAGGUUCCCUUUUAUACGCGGCUCAAGCAACCCGACCGGAUAUUGCGUAUGCGGUGAACAUGGUGAGUCAACUUUGCAGCGAUCCAGGACAGCGGCACUGGGAGGCCGUGAAACGAAUUUUGCGGUAUCUUCGUGGAACCACUGAAGCACGAUUGGAAUAUUCGGCGAAUGGCACCUUGCAACUGACCGGCUGUACCGAUGCGGAUUGGGGAGGAGACGUGGAUACGCGGAAAUCAACUACGGGCUACAUUUUCAUGAGGAUGGGAGGAGCUGUUUCCUGGAGCGUAAAACGACAAGCAACCGUGGCGUUAUCGUCCUGUGAGGCGGAGUUUAUGGCACUAUCGGCAACGGUUCAGGAGGCUCUCUGGUGGCAACAGCUACUGGAACAAAUAGAUGGUAAGCAGGUGGUACCGGUAUUGUGUGACAACCAAUCCGCAAUCUGUAUCUCCGGAAGUAAUGGAUUCAGACCCCGGACCAAGCUUGUAUCCAUCCGUCACCAUUUCGUCAAGGACUCUAUUGAAAAUGGUGACAUCAAACUUGGCUACAUCUCUACAAGAGAACAACCAGCGGAUGGAUUCACAAAGCCGUUGGCUAGACUGAAGCAUGUGGAGUUCCGGAAGAUGAUAGGUAUCGUAGGUUAA